Molecule: messenger RNA, 8533 nt
Organism: Podarcis lilfordi (Lilford's wall lizard)
Lineage: Eukaryota; Metazoa; Chordata; Lepidosauria; Squamata; Lacertidae
Source: the annotation of a GenBank genome assembly
CUUUCUGCCUGGCUGGAACCCCCUAGGGCGGAGCCCGCUUCGCCUGCCUGCCUGCCUUCGCCCCGCCUGGCCCCGAUCGCGACUCCUCGGCUUCGAGGGCGAGCGAGCGCGGCUGCUUCCUCUCCGCCUUCGCGGCCCGCCCCUUCGUGCUGCUUCCGCGCCGCGCCCGACUCCAGGUGGGCGCUCCUCGGGGCCGCCGGUGGUGGCGGACUGCUGCCCUGCCCGCCUCCUCCAGAGACACCUUCCGUCCAGCCUCGGAGCGCCCUCUGGGGGAUCCCGCCAGCCGCGCGCCCUUCCUUCGCGACGGCAGCGGCGGUGGGCAAUCAGACAGCCACGCCCCGGGUUUCUGCGAGAGGCGGAGGUGACUGCUUCCGACGGGGUCCCCGCGCCCUGCCUCGGCUCGCCGUUCCCGCAGCCCGGCGGCGCGCAGCCCUUGCGCUCUGGCCACCGUGCGCUCUGGCCGCGGCGCGCCCUGCGAGCCCAGUGCCGAGCUGUGAUUUGGACGGGGCGGGCUUGGGGUUGGGCUGCGUAGGGCGAGGCCGCUGGCGGAGAGCCGGGGCUUCCCUGACGAUACCCGCCUCUUCUUCUUCCCUGUUCGGCAGGAGCAGGCUGCGGCGGGCGCGAUGGAGCUGGAGAGGUUGCACGCCGAGGAGGAGCGGGCAGCCCGAUCCCAGGAGGAAGAGGAGGGCGAGGAGGAAGGCCGGAACCGUGCGGCCUGCCUGAGCUGCGACAGCCUCCACAACACGGUGUCCAAGUGGAUGCUCCCGGAGGAUUCCCGGGCCACCUAUCUGGAGAGAGCCAACUGCAUCCCGCCACCCAUCUUCAUCCUGGGCAUCAGCGUGGCUGAGGUACGGAGCUCUCCCAGGAAAUGUUCAAAACUCUUCCUUGCUACCCGAACCCCGCCUAAGAUCCCAACAUAUUUUUCACAAUUUAGAAUGACAGACAGAGUAAUAAUCCAGGAUGCCCUCUUCCCUGUGCGUGUGACAGUUUGAAUCUGUGGUCUCAUUUGCCUUCAUGAGUAAAGUGUUCCCACUCCUUGUUCAGUUACUUGGGGCUCCACCUAGCUGUCAAUUUACAAAAAAGUCCAUGCCAUGGUGCAGCCUUCAUGGGAUUAUAUGAUUUCAGAAUGCAAGGGUGGAAUGGCUGAAAUGAAUUCUCUGACUUGUCAGGAACCUUGCGCUGGGAAAGCAAGGAAAAGCAGUCCAUCCUCCUCAGUAAAAAUGACUGCUACCUUUCUGUGUGCAGGGAUUCUUACUUUCUUCCUAUGUGCAUAUUUACAUGCUCUUUUCUGAGCAUAUAAAGUUCAUUUCAAGUUAAGUGUCAGUUAAUUGACAAUAGAAAUACUAUUGCCUCUAAACAGGGAGUAAACAUUUUGCUUUGCUGAUCUUAGUUUACAUGACUUUGGAUGAAUUGUGUCACUGUAUUUAAAGUAGAAAUGGUCCAAUGAGGGUCUGAAAAGACACAUACCCAUCCGAAAAGCUACUGCUGCUGAGGGAUUGCAGGGUUCUUUCCAGUCUGCAUCGGAAAGGAGCUCGGAAAUCAUGACUGCCAGGGUUCCUCUGGUCCACAGAAAGUGUUAUGUGUAUAGAAAAGUUAUAUUGUCUAACGCUGCUUAGCAAGGCUCCUUUGAAACACAUACUCAGAGAUUUCAUAGGAGAACACUGGCAGCAGUUGCCUUAUACCAAGUAAUGAUAGUCCCAUCUAGCUCAGUAGUGCCUGCACUGACUGGCAGCAGUGGAUCUCCAGGGGUUCAGAGAGGGAGUUUUCCCCCAGCCCUCUCUGGGGAUUGAACCAGGUUCCCUCUGCAUAUGCAGCAAGUGCGCUGCUGCUGAGCCUGCCAUAAAGGAAAACAAAUAUUGAGGCAUGUGGUCCCGCAGUGCCACUAGUCUAUGCAAAUGGCUGGCUCCAUUAAGACAACGUAGAACAUUUAUUCCAAAUAAUAAUGAAACUCGCAGGUGAAGAAUACUUUUAUUUUUAUAAACAUUUAAUAUUUGCAAAGGGAACAUUUGCAUGAGUUAACACUUCAUUAUCCCUUUGGAGCUGAGCUGGAUGAUUGGACUUUGGUCCUUACAGGCUACGGUGCUUCAUGGGUUACAUUUUUUUAUUCUUUGUUUUCUUUCUUUUUGUUAGGUUUGCACUUUUCUUUUCUUUUUGUAACAAAUCAAUAAAAAUAAUUAAAGAGGCAAAAUAAAUAAAGGAAGACUCCUCUAUCCCUUUGCCCUCAGUGCAGACUUCCUGUGCUCCUAAACUUUCGGAUGCACCAGGUUCUGGCGACUCUGAGAUAUGGGCGAGAGAUAGGUGGCAGCAAUAGCUGCUCUGCCCUUUCGUUGUUUCCCUGAGCCAGUCUGAGUCCGACUGCAACUCUCUCUGUGUUUCUUUCUAGGUGGCCGUAUUCAUUUAUUACGCGGUUUCGAAGCCCCAGAGUCAGUGGCUCACCCUAGACUGGGAAAGCAACCAGAACAGUCCUUUCAUUUACAGGCCUGACAAAAGGAAGGAAGCCUGGAGAUUCUUGUCUUACAUGCUGGUGCAUGCUGGGUAAGCAACCCAUUGCAUUGAUUGAUGGGAAGAAGACUUGGCCUGUUUAAAAUAAAACAAAAAUCCUGGUCUAUGGGAUCAAUGGCUGGGUUAACUUUGGAAAGCGCAACAGAAUCUAACAGGCUUUUAACCUCCUGGAGUUAAGAAAUGAUUCCCAUCUCAAGGAGUUUGGUUUGGAAUGUGCAUCCCAGACCUAAUAAAUAAAUAUAUAAUCCAGUAGCACCUUAGAGACCAUCUAAGUUUGUUCUGGGUACAGUGGUACCUCGGGUUACAGACGGUUCAGGUUACAGACGCUUCAGCUUACAGACUCCACUAACCCAGAAAUAUUACCUCGGAUUAAGAACUUUGCUUCAGGAUGAGAACACAAAUUGUGUUCCGGUGGCGUGGCGGCAGUGGGAGGCCCCAUUAGCUAAAGUGGUGCUUCAGGUUAAGAACAGUUUCAGGUUAAGAACGGAGCUCCGGAAUGAAUUAAGUUUUUAACCCGAGGUACCACUGUAUAAGUUUUUGUGUGCAUGCACACUUCUGAAGAAGUGUAUCUGAAGAAGUGUGCAUGCACACAAAAGCUUAUACCCAGAACAAACUUAGAUGGUCUCUAAGGUGCUACUGGACAAUUUAUUUAUUUAUUUAUUUUGACUGUCAGACCAACACGGCUACCUACCUGAAUCAUCCCAGACCUGUUAAGCUAUAUGAGUGUCUCCCCCUCAAUGAAGCUGGGAUGAGUUAUGGAUUAUUCUUCGGUGGUCACCCCUUUCUCCUAAAACGGUGCUUCUCUGGCUAAGCCUCAAGACAGCAGUGCACCUUCUAUGAUGUGAUUAAGAUUUUCAGUUUCGUGAGGCUUGGCCUUUAGAGCAGCACCCAUUCAAUCACAGCCAUGGCACAAGUGACUGAGUGGGUGACUUGUUGAGUGCCCCACAAAGAAGGGCAGCAGGGUCCCCAAAGUCUUUCCUUUGCUGGAGACCUUGUCUCAGUUUCCAUCUGGAUCUCAACUGCCUUAUGGCCCAGGGCUAAGAGAGUAGUAAGCGGCCUGUGUGUGUCAGCACCUGUAGUUAUCAUACUUAGCCUCCAGCACUUGAAUGUAGGUUUUGGUUUUGUCUUAAUCAAGAUAAACAUAAGUGCUGAUUCGUCUUCUCCCUGUGCUCUUUUCCUCUGCAGCAUUGAACAUAUCUUAGGAAACCUCUUCCUGCAGCUCCUCUUGGGGAUCCCCCUAGAACUGGUUCACAAAGGUCACAGAGUUGGGUUGGUCUAUAUUGCAGGAGUGCUUGCAGGUGAGUGGGAAGAGAUUGAAAAACAGGCAGCACAGUCAUGUCUCUUUCUAUGGGAAGCUGCCAGACUUGAGUGUUGACACUUGUGAGCAUAAGACAACAGGCAUGAGGAUGGGCAAUGAGUCAAGGGGUGGUGUUUUGCAAGGUCACUGACUUUCAGGGGCAUGUCCAGGUUUCUUGAUGCUGAAGCGUGGACUGUUAAGCCAAGUGCUUGAAGGUAGCAUUGCCAUUAUUACCGUAUUGGCCUGAAUAUAAGCCUCACCUUUUUUUCCAAAUUCCGACAGUGAAAAGUUAAAGUGCAGCUUAAAUUUGCGACCUUACAAAAAUUGGCUUUUACAAUAUUGCUGCUGAAACAGACACAUGGUAAAAUGGAACAAAAAAAUGUUUUCUUGCCAAUUUGUGAGCUUGAGACUGUUUAUUUGCCAUUUACAGGUGUGAGUGCCUGCGGAAUUGUAGCAAUUGAAUAGCAAUUUGUGAUUUUAGCGAUUGUACGGUAACUUUUGCGGGCUUGCAAGAUCAAAGGCUUAAAUUGGCUGGAGUUACAGUUCUACCAACCGCAGCAAUUUUCAGCCUAUAACCCAAUUUUAAGGGAGCAGCUUAUAUUCGGGUAUUGUCUUUUUUUCUCCCCCCCCCUAAAUUUUAAAGGUGUGGUUUAUAUUUGGACCAAUACAGUAAUUAACCUGCCACAAUCCUCUUCUCCCCACCACUGCUGCAGGUUCCUUGGCAAGCUCAGUCUGUGAUCCUCUCCAGGGCCUGGUAGGAGCAUCAGGAGGAGUCUAUGCUCUCAUAGGAGGAUACUUCAUGAAUAUUCUAGUGGUAAGGAGGUUGCUCAGGAUUCAAGUGAAGUUGUUUGCAAUUGGGGUUGGUAUUAGUAAAGAUAUAACUACUCAAAGGUAGACCAUACCUAUAUCAUUGUGGGUGCGAAGCCUAAUCCUAACUCUCUUUGCUCUAUGGGGAAACAAUUCUUUUAGGCACUUAGUUCCACAAACCAAAGCCCUGUGAAGAACAGUUGAAAGAGCAGGACAUGUUUAGCUUGGAAAAGGGAAGAUUAAGGAGAGCACUCUCAAAAAAUUUGAAGGUCCAUCAAGCAGAAGGUGGAUCAUAGUCUCAUUCUCUUUUGCUCCAUGAGGACGACACCACAACUUUGGGGGAUAAAGAUGGCAGGGGAGCAAUCAGGAGAAAUGCCUGAAUGGCAACAGGUUGUCAACUGAGGCUGUCCCAGGAGGUGAUGGGCCAUUUGUAGUUGCAGACCCUGCCCUGAGCAGAGGACUGGACUAAAUCACCUUCAAAGUCCCUUCCAAUAAUAUGAUUGUAUGAAAAUGCAAGAUACCUCCAUAACCCAUCUCUCAGACUCACCCAAAUGUUUCAAAGAUAUAGGAGUCCCAUACCUUCUCUCCCCUUUAUAAAAUAUGUGUUUUGGUGGUGGUGGUGGUGAGGUAACAUCUAAAUCAUAGAAACAUAGAGUUGGAAGAGACUCAAGGGUCAUCUAGUCCAACUCCCUGCAAUGCAGGAAUCUCAGCUAAAGGCUGUCAUGACAGAUGGUCAUCCAACAGCACCCUUAAGAGGUAUGGGGUUGUUCAAAGGUUUCUUAAUGUUUUUGUUCUUUACAGAACUUCCGAGAAAUGAUUCCGCUGUUUGGAGUUGUCAGAUUACUCUUCAUACUCAGCAUAGGUAUUUUUUAAUGUGUCCCAUUCUGAUCUAAUCUCUCUGUAAAUCUGUAAGCCCAUUUACUAAGCCAGCCUCUUUUUUCAGCCCCAUGCUCACUAGGGCAUACCUACAGUUCUUCUUUUAUGUGGCAGUUUAUUUACAUAGCUCCUUAUUUGUUUAAUAUCAUGCCUUUUAUCCCGAAAAAGCAGAGUGUCUAACAGAAAACAAUUUAAUACAGUCAUAAAAUAAUAGUAAUAAUUCUACGUUAUAAUCCACAGUUUGGAAGCAGAACAAAGUCUGGUGGACUGUUUUCUUUUCAAAGAAGGUGACUGUCAGGGAACUGACAUCGGAGCUAGAGGCAGAGGGGAGGCUCUCAAAUGAUGCUGGAGAAGGGCCCAGCAGGGAGAGAGGCAGCUCAGCAGAUGGGGAAGCAAAUCAGCGCAACACCAGAGAUAAAGGGGGGCAGAUGGGGGAAUCGGUGAGAGGGCUCCAGGACUCUUCACCGGACACCAGUGGGGAGAGCACGGGUCCUCCGCUACCCACGCCCUCCCUGCGCAGAAGGCUUCCACACAGGGAGAGUAGGAGGAGACUUGGCGUCAAACAACUUUUAUGUUGGGAAAGGUUUAAGAAACGCCCACUGACGGAUUCUGCUAGCGACUGAGGCAGCCACGAAGUGAAGGGCUGUCCAGACAAAAAGGUUUAAACAAGGCAACAUAGCCAGGAGAGGCAGCAACUUACGCACGAGCAACCCAUACUCAUUACAGUGACCCUUGCUUAACUUGGUUGUAAAAAUCAUUUAAAGGCGUAGCAAUUACGGCUGAGCCAUACAAUUCAGGCUCUUCUUAUAUCUACAAUGGUCUGCACCGCCACUACCAACUUCCAAAAUUUGUCGUUUAUAUAUAAAAAGAUUGCUCUGAUGUGCUUCCUCACUUGUGAUACCAUGAUCAAAAAUUUAUCCCCCCCCCAUCUUCUCCCAUCCACCCCUACCCCUUUUGUGAUCGUGAUAGCAAAGUAUUUUUGUGGCAUCCCAAAUUUGUCCCUUUUAACUUCUUUAUAAAAUAAGUAUUAGAUUUACUUUCAAUGUCUGCUUCCAUAGGUGAUACUGUGAUGCCAAAGGUUUAGAGCUUAUUACGCCCACAAAUUUGUUUUUUUUAAAAAAUACUCAUUUACUUACCAUUCCUAGGGGGCCCCUGCUGUGAUUCUGUGAGGCCAAAAGGUUGUUGUGACCUUCCCAGACUCCCAAAAUAUGUAUUUUUAUAAAAAAAAAAUUAAAUGGUGAUGCACACUUCUACAUUUUGGCCCUUAAGGACUUGACCCAGUGGGUCAAUGUGGCCCUUGAGCUCCACUGUCCUGUCAGUGGUUCCCAGGCAGGGAGGCUGCUCCAAAGUGUUUUGAGGCCUUGCCCAGUUUCCUUCUGACCACUUGCCUUGUUUUCUAGUUGGAACUGAUGUGGGAUUUGCUUUGUACAGAAGAUUUAUUCCCGAUAAUUCUGCGCCUCAGGUAAGCGCGUUUCCUGCAGCAGAGUUUCAUCGGGCUCUCUCAGCUUUCUGCUUUGGGAAACUAACUUGGCAUUCUCUUAUUUCCCUUCACCAGAUGCUCCUCCUUCCUUCAAGGGCUGAAUCCUUCCGCUCUUCAUGCUGUUGGCCUUUGGGACUGUAUGAUUUACCUGCGGCCUUCUUGCUCUCUCUUUUUCCUCUCUGGCACCUUACACAGGGUUAGAAUGAAGAAAGGCCUGUUCUACGGGUCCAGCUCAGUGGCUGCCUUGGAGCUUCAAAUAACACCGGAAGGAAGCUGAGGGGCACUUUGCAUGCUGCAGGUUGCAGGGGAAAGUGGGUGGGUGAGGAAGCCUGAAGAGAAGUGGCUACAUGCGGAAAGAGAGUCCGGGAACGGUUCCCACAUGAAGAUAGGGCUGAACGCUCUGGGGAAUGCUCUUACCUGCGUGCUCUGUAGGAAAGGACUAUUGGUCUUGAGUCAGCCUGGCAAUGCGUUGGAAGGAAAUCAGCAUGUUCUCUUGGUCCAUGCAGAGCAGAAAGGGGGUUCCCAACUGGGGGGGAAGGUUCUGUAGCUGGAGUCAGACAAGCUGCCUAGGAAGGGAGACCUGGCUUCCAGCAGCAACCAAGACAACGAAAAGCAGUUUCUACUAGGGAGUGGGUGUGGGGCAUGUGUGGCUCACUCUGAGGUGGGUGCCUCCCUCUAGCAGCAUUUGUUGUGGGGUCCUCCUGCCCCACCCUUGCAGUCUCCAGCUGGUUCCCCGUUUUUGUGGGUUCCCUGGAAUUCAAUAUCCCCCUGCUGCAUCAGUGCAAGCAUUUCUCCUUGCCAGGUGGAAUGGUCCACCCAUUGGGGGUUCUCCCAAUCCUCCAGAAUGGAUUUGGGGAAGGGGGAAGAGAAGGUGGGAGCCCUAUUACACUGGAUAAUGUGCUGGGUUAACCCCUUGUUUUUCCUGGCUGCUGCACAUUGGCAGAGUUGUUAGAGCUUUUGGAAGCUCUUCUUGCAAAGUCCUUGACUUGGGGCCAUUGUUCCUGCUUGCAGCCCCCGCCUUCCACAGUACAGACUGCGCUGAAGUCCUUCUGGACACUUGCUGGCAAUUCUGCUCUGACUUUCCCUUGCGCUAUACUCACAGCCUCUGUGUCAUGACCACUGCUUGAUCCUCCAUCCUAAAGUGGAACACCUGCUAAGUGUCUGUGUUUGUUUUUUCUCUUAAGGUUUCCUUUGUGGCCCACAUUGCCGGAGGUCUUGCUGGGAUGUCAAUAGGCUAUGUCAUAUUCAGCUGUUUUGAUAAGAAUUUCAUUAAAGAUCCUCGAUUCUGGGUCUGCAUAGUUGCUUACUUGGCAUUUGUAGUGUUUGCUGUAUUGUUCAAUGUGUUUUUUUCACCAGCAAACCAAUAGAACACCUGACAAUGAUUAUGCAAAGCUUUAAAGGACAAUAUGAAGUGAUUUUCUUUUCUAUGGGUGAUAUUUCAUUGCAACAGUGGUUUUUGUUGGUUGUUUUUUUUUUAAUCACUAUCUUGCCAAAGUCAAAUGUUGCACUUCAGUGCUCUGAAAAUAUUUUUUUUUUUGUAUUUUAAUAUAAAACUGCAAGCAUUUUCAUUA